AUGAGCAACCAUCCGCCAGAAGACGACCCGGCGUCUGACUUGCGGUACAUCUCGUCGCUGCCGCCGCGACUGCGAACGAGCGAGGAUUCGGCGCUGCGAUCGGAGCUCGAACUCGAGCUGGAGCGGGUUCAGUCCGCGCCCCUCAACGACAAAGAUGCGCCGCCGCCCGUACACGCGCCGCACGCGGGGCACAUCGACCCUCCUCCAGACGGAGGACUCACAGCUUGGCUCACGGUAGUCGGCAGCGCAUUUAGUAUCCUCUGCGUUCUCGGCCUUGUCACCGGCGCGGGGCAGCUGCAAGCAUACUACCUGAAGCAUCAGCUCAGCAACUACUCGACAUCAACAGUAGCGUGGAUCGCCUCGACGCAGAUCACUCUUACGUUCGGCGGCGCGGUGAUCUCUGGUGCCCUCUUUGACGCAUACUCUGCCCGACCUCUCGUUAUGGCAAGCACGAUCGGACAGGUCGGCUCACUGGUUGCCUUAGCCUCCUUUGGCGUCUCGGGAGCGAUUGUCUACUCGCCUGCGACGGGCAUCGCGGCGCACUGGUUCCUCCGGCGGCGCGGCACUGCGGUUGCCGUGAUCAUGAGCGGCGCCGGCGCCGGCGGCGUCAUCUACCCGCUCCUCAUCAAAGCACUGACGGAUCACUACGUCUGGCGGAACGCGAUUCUCAUUCUUGCCGCGGUACAGGCCGGAUUCAUGGCGCCGGGGUGUCUCUUCAUGCGCAAGCGUCUACCGAACCGCCCCCCCGCGCCGCUCUCAGCCCUGAAGCGACCGUGGAAGGACAAGCGAUACUGCUUCCUCAUCGUUGGGCAGAGCAUGACCAGCAUGGCGGUGUUUUCGCCAUACUUCAACGCCGCUGCCUACGCAAGGGGUACGAGCAUCGAGGGGUACGCUGUUACUAUCCUGCAGGCCGGCAACUUUGUCGGACGCCUCGCUUGUGGGCCUUUGGCGGACUGGAUCGGAACAUGGCGCGUCUUCGUUGGCUUCGCGGCGCUCUCGGCAAUCUGGCUCUUCGCCUUCUUUGUCGGACACUUUGGCACGGCAGCGAUCAUCGUCGGUCUAGCCGGCUAUGGGUUUGCGAGCGGCGGCCACAUCACGCUCAUUCCCGCCGUUACGGCGAGUAUCUCGCCGGCGCACGAGAUCGGACUCCGAAUUGGCCUACUCUGGACCGUGCUCGCUAUACCCAUGCUGGUCGGUCCGGUUAUCUCCGGAGAGCUCAUACAGGCGGGAGGCGGCCUGUACAAGUGGGCCGGCGUCUGGAAUGGACUCCAGUUCGUCAUGUCGUCCACCAUCCUCGGACUUCCGGGCACGAUAGACUGGUUCCGGACGCGCAAUGAGACAGCUGCAAAGAUCUGUCCAAAAGCUACACCUGGGUCCGAACGGGUGCGACCAGGUCCAGCGGAUCACGCGUAA
Molecule: messenger RNA, 1413 nt
Organism: Trichosporon asahii var. asahii CBS 2479
Lineage: Eukaryota; Fungi; Basidiomycota; Tremellomycetes; Trichosporonales; Trichosporonaceae
Product: transporter
Exons: 2
Coding region: 1-1413 (470 amino acids)
Biological process (GO): transmembrane transport
Cellular component (GO): fungal-type vacuole membrane
Molecular function (GO): transmembrane transporter activity
Source: RefSeq, a predicted model, not a curated record